UGCCAAAUUGGGCCCGAAAACCAAGCUCGUACUUUGACCCCAUCCAACGACACUCCCGAAACAUCAAAAUGCUAUACGUCCCGAUUGAGCAUGUCGAGAGCUGUGAACGCUACUGCCCAGGUGUUUACCAUCCUCUCAACAUUGGCGACAUUCUCAACAGCAGGUAUCACAUCGUAAACAAACUUGGCUUUGGCACCUACUCUACCGUUUGGCUCGCCCGAGACCAAAGCACAUCGAAGUACGUUGCAGUCAAAAUCCCUGUGGCAAAUGAAACAUGCCAAGGCGCAGAGAGGCAUAUCUUGCGCUUACUGAGCGCUCGAGAGUCACCAUUCGAGACAUCCCGCCAUCGCGAUAUAUUUCCCUUCCUCCUUGACGAAUUUCAAGUCGUCGGGCCGAACGGUACACAUCGCUGCCUUGUCACUCCUCCUGCUCGAAUGAGUGUAGCCGAUGCCCGCGAUGAAUCAGGGGACAAGCCGUUUCAACUGCCGGUAGCUCGUGCAAUCGCUGCUCAGCUUAUUCAGGCCGUCGCUUUCCUCCAUUCUAAAGGGAUCGUCCAUUCCGAUAUCCACAAUGGAAACGUUCUGUUCCACCUACCCAACAGUAUCGAUCACCUCACCCUUGAGCAACUAUACGAAAAGAUAUCAUUCCCCGCCGACAUCUGGAUGCUCGCAUGUACUAUAUUCUCCAUACUCGGCCAGGCAGUUCUCUUUCCGGUGCUCUUUUCAAACCCGGAUUGGGCGAUCAAAGUACACGUCGAUACACUGGGUAGGCUGCCUUCAGAAUGGUGGGAGAAGUGGGAGAAACGUGCUGAAUGGUUUGACGAGGACGGUGAACCAAAGGAUGGGCAGCCGCGACAACCUCUGAAAGAGCGAUAUGAAUCCUCCAUUCAAGGACCACGGCGGAAGUACGGGAUGGAAGAGUUUAGCGACGAAGAAGGAGCUGUUUUGAUAUCAUUACUCAAGUCUAUGUUCACGUUCAAUCCACGGGACAGGCCAACGGCAAAGGAAGUGUUGGAAUCGGAGUGGAUGAAUAGAUGGGCUAGACAUCAAAAGAUUGUAACGAAGUUGUAGGUUAACAUGGCUGGCAUUCUCCGUAUUCAAGUAUAAUACUUACAACUAUUCGCCAUCAUUCGCUAUCCAACACCCGAUACUCAGACGCGG
Marasmius oreades (fairy-ring Marasmius) is the source of this 1160-nucleotide messenger RNA. RefSeq lists its product as uncharacterized. Gene Ontology annotation, biological process: protein phosphorylation; spliceosomal complex assembly; regulation of mRNA processing. The coding region runs from base 69 to 1070 and encodes 333 amino acids. The record is from RefSeq and is a predicted model, not a curated record. The transcript is spliced from 2 exons. Lineage: Eukaryota; Fungi; Basidiomycota; Agaricomycetes; Agaricales; Marasmiaceae. Gene Ontology annotation, molecular function: ATP binding; protein kinase activity.